AGGGAACAGACCAGCCCAGAACCACAACAGUCACCAGCAGUGACUAACUAGCAAACGACGAUGGCCAACUCACUCCCAACAGCAGAUCGAUAUCAACUGCAACAACAGCAACAGCAAAAAGAAUCCACCAUUCAAUUCAAACCGGUCGACUCAACCGAGCAACCCAAACGAGUUCGGCAGAGAACUUUAAGAGCAUGCGAUAGUUGUAGGAAGAUGAAAAUCAAAUGUAUGAUGAACUCAGACGAACCUCCUUGUGAAGCAUGUAAACUCACCUCGAGGGACUGCAAAUUCGAACAUGUUGGUGUCAAACGAGAGAAACCUCCUUCUGUUCGGGAAGUUGAGCAGCUAAAACGUAAAAUUGCUCAACUUGAAGCUGUCUUAAUCAGAUUGAGACCUCAGAUCGACCUGAGCUUAUUGCCGAGAACGAACGACCAGGCUAAAACUAUGGCCAAUGCCCUACAAGAUACCUCUUCUAGCCAUCCACUGAAUCCUCAGAUCUCUCUUGCUCACCAAAAUCUAGUCCUAGGAACCGAUGAUCAUCACCGUAACCAUGAGGAAAUCCAACACGAUAGUCAAGAUGAUGAAGAUGAGGAUGAUGAUGAUGAAGAAGAGGACGAGGAAGACCAAGAUCAAGAUGAAGACUUUCGAACCAUGUUGAAAUCGAUGGGUGAAUGCCAGCUGGGCUCAUACCAAUUCUUGGUCCAAGACAAGGAUCCAUUCAGUAGUCAAAAUCACCGGAAAACUCACUCGCUCGAAGACCCUGAUCCCAACCCAGACCCAGAUGAUCAAACUGCAUCGUUUAUCGAACAAUACCGCUCGAACUACCUCAACCAAAUCUUGAAAAAAGAUUGGCCGGAUGAUGACCUGGCAAGCAAAUUGCUCUCAACCUACUUCGAAUUCGUUCACCCUUAUCCUCCGAUCGUACACGAGCUCGAGUUUAGAAAAGAUUAUCGAGCCGGAUUGGCCAAGCGAAAUACUGAAUUUCAAUCACUCUGUUAUGCUAUCUUUGCAGCUGCUUCGCCAUACCUUGAUGAUCCAAGAGUACUUUAUACCUCCCAUUCCGAUGGCCUCCAUCCUCGUCAAUCUGCUGGCGCCAUCUUUGCUCACGCUAGUAUUGUUGGAGCCACUAAAUUCCAAACUGUUAAUUUAGUUGGCUUACAAUCCUUAGCCAUCAUAUCUUACUACAUGCUCGCAAUGUCCAAUCCUCGUCACACGUUUGCCUUGGUAGUUGAAUUUCUCAGAACAGCUGUCACCUCUGGAGCUCAUCUCGAAGAAUCGGCUCGUUGGAAUACCUCGUUUUUAAACAACCAAUUGAGAAAGCGGGCCUUCUUUGCAUUGAUUACAGUCGAGAAAAACACAACAUCUUCUCUUGGAUAUGUAAACGUACCCCAAUCUUUCUGUAACCUAGUCUCUCCUCCAAUUUUCGUAGAGGAUGCUACCAUGAGUCUGCUAGAUAAACAAGAUGGGAUGCAACCCACGCCAGAAGCACGCAAACAAUUUAGAGAGCAGCUAUACUCGAGACCACAGACCCCCGGAGAAGCAGCGUUCAAUUCUCUGUGGUCGGUCAGAAAUAAAUUGGAAUCGAAAAGUCGCAACAUGAUCUUGAAUCAAUUGAAGGCCCAAUCAUCUCCAUCAGCUCAAACCACUUCAUCAUCAACUACGACUCAGGACGAUCCAAAUUCCAAAACUAAGAAUAACCGUCAUCUGUUUAUCCUCAACUUUGGAACGGCUCUAUGGGAAUUUAUUGAGAAUGAAAUGAAUCCCAUGGGACGAUGGAAUCCAUCUCUGACGUCUAAGCGAGACUUGUUCGCCACUUCCUAUUGUGCUUGCUUGCUUUGGAGCAUCCUGAUCCGAGUUAAUCUUGAAGCUGUUUCAGUCUAUCCAGAACUAGUUCACCGCUGCCUCCAAGCUGCUUCAUCCAUCUUGGAUACCUUGGAGGACAUGAAAGUUCUUGGUCACUUGGACCUUCUUCGAGGAGACAUUCCAUAUUUUCUUGCCCCAGUCGGAUUGUUCUUACUGUGGGCUAUCAGUCAGGACAAUAACCCGCUUGUUACCGCCGAUUUCAAAGCUAAUGCCUGGGUCAGGAUCACCAAAUGUGUCGAAAUCCUAAACAUUCCAGCCCCAGUAUCAUUUGUCUCCGAAAAACUCUCACUGAAAUUUACGGCAUACAUGAACCAUUUGAAAGAGGAAAUUCACAACCCUAGCCUGGAUCCUGGCACUUCGACGAAUAUUUCUAAAAAACGUCCGAUCAGUGAAAUUAUGGCCAAAAAAGUCGAACAACCAACCAUCUCCAAUUUGCUGUUCUCACAACACGCCUCACCAGCUAACUCAGACUCUUAUGUGGACCCAGUGCAAGCACCGCCAUCAUAUGCCGAUUUCAAUUUUUCCGAUUUCAUGAGCACUACCGGAACUUCACAAUUUCCAAGCUGGAACUAUGAUGCAAACCCCCCAGGGCAGCAACUGGAAAUCCAAAUCCAAAUAAUCAACAGAAUGCUUACGAUCCAUCUUCUUAUUCACAUCUUCAAUUACAAAACCUUUUACUUCAAUCAGGAAAUGUACCGCAACAACCUUUAA
Molecule: messenger RNA, 2574 nt
Organism: Puccinia graminis f. sp. tritici CRL 75-36-700-3
Lineage: Eukaryota; Fungi; Basidiomycota; Pucciniomycetes; Pucciniales; Pucciniaceae
Exons: 8
Coding region: 61-2574 (837 amino acids)
Biological process (GO): DNA-templated transcription; regulation of DNA-templated transcription
Molecular function (GO): zinc ion binding; DNA binding; DNA-binding transcription factor activity, RNA polymerase II-specific
Source: RefSeq, a predicted model, not a curated record